Xenia sp. Carnegie-2017 is the source of this 957-nucleotide messenger RNA. RefSeq lists its product as uncharacterized. Bases 1 to 957 code for a protein of 318 amino acids. The record is from RefSeq and is a predicted model, not a curated record. The transcript is spliced from 5 exons. NCBI's taxonomy places the organism in Eukaryota, Metazoa, Cnidaria, Anthozoa, Malacalcyonacea, Xeniidae.
AUGUCACCUAUAGCAGUAUGUCAACAGGAACUACAUCAAGAAUAUGUGGGGUCGAGGAUAUUAAGUGAUAUCCAAUCUAUUAAUUUGAAAGUCUGCAAUGAUCUAAAUGUUGAUGUAAUUCUGUUUGUUCUUGUUUUGAAAUAUGGGUUGUCACUUGUGUGCUCUAUUGCCAAUGUUGCGUCUUCUUUGCUUGUACUCCCCGUGAAUGUACGUAAAGAAGUGUUGGCUUUGGUAUGUCCCAAUUUAGAAGAAGAAGAUGUAAAUGUUCUUUUACAGUCCGCUUCUAAAUUAAAAGUUCCUAGUACAACCGAUAGGAAGUUGCAUGUAUUUACACCUCCAUGCUCCAAAUGUAUUAAGUGCAACCAUGACCUUGUGAGGUACAAUAAGCCAGUAAAAGUUCAGGUACACGAUCUUUCUGGAACUACCAAUGGAGUGAAAGUUUCGCUUAGAUGCAAUCGCUGUAAUUUGCUUUAUGGAUAUUCCAAGUACGGUAAUGGGAAAGAUGGCUGGAUGUUAUAUCCCGAACAAAGAAAAAUGAUCGAGGCUACGGAUCUCUGUUUUGUUGAUUCAACUUUGCUUCAGUGGCAGCUGUCACUCGCUUGUCAUUCGUGGGUAUCAUUUAACGGUUUUUCUGAAGCGUUUAAUGAAGUAUACAAUGGCAGUAAGAGAACGAUAUGUUGUAGAUCUGUAUUACUGUUAUCACGUUGUUACAGUUUUGAUGUUGCUGCUUCAUUUUGGGUCGGCGAGAUGGAGAAUGAGUUGAGGGAAUUGGGGCAACUGGACUUUUUUGGUUUGCUUAAAGAAGAUGGGAACUCUUCUAGUGUUCUAGAACAAAUCGACAAAAUUAGGGCGAGAAGUUUGUACGAGCAUACAUCAGAUGAUUGUUCUGAUACUUGCAAAGAGCGCGAAUUUUGUAAAAGGUAUUCCAUUGCUGAACUAUCCCAAUGUAUGCACUGA